UUGCAGUACGCAAUACCAUCUUCUCUUACAUUUUCUUCUCUUAUCUUCUCCUUCCUCCAUACGCUCCCCACCUCCAUGACUGGAAGAAGGCAUCAAAUCAGCCCGGUGGGGACCCCACCCUCCGACAACGAGUCUGGUGCAAUUGCCGGGACAGGCGCUGAUGCCUCUACCAAAGAGCAAGACCGGUUCCUCCCCAUCGCCAACGUAAGCCGAAUCAUGAAGAAAUCCCUCCCUGCGAACGCAAAGAUAUCAAAGGAAGCCAAGGAGACCGUCCAAGAGUGCGUGUCAGAGUUCAUCAGCUUCAUCACAGGCGAGGCAUCUGACAAGUGCCAGCGAGAGAAGAGGAAGACCAUCAACGGUGAUGAUCUCUUGUGGGCCAUGACGACCCUGGGGUUUGAGAACUAUGUGGGCCCCCUCAAAGUCUAUCUGAACAAGUAUAGAGAGACUGAGGGGGAGAAGAACUCCAUGGCUAGACAAGGAGACCAAUCACCUAAAGAAGAAAGUAAUAACAACACUAAUCAUGCUGUUAAUCCAAUCACUAAUCACAGCACGAAUAACGUGGGGUUAUCGACUUUUAACAGUGGGUUUUAUUCGGUAGUCCCACAGAACUUCGGAGGGGAAGGAGGAAGGGUUAUGAGCUACGGCGGGAACUCAAAAACAGGCGGUUUUCACAUGGGUGGGAUGAGUGAGAAUGGAGAUGGGAAUGGUGUUAGGAGUAUAGCUAAUCAUCAUCAUGGAAUUCAAUGGCAGUAGUAACAGAUGAGGAUAAUGGUUUUUUUUUUUCGUAAUUUUCUUGAAUUCUUUGACUUUUUAUUAAUAGACUAGAACUUGAAAUUCUCUAUCUUAUAGUGUGAAAAUGUCAUCUUGAUGGAAUGCAUGGAGAGUUCAAUGGUGGUAGGAUUAUUGCUGAUCAUCAUUAUCAUAAUGGAUUAAUGCUAAUCAUCAUCGUAAUGGAGUUUUAAUCUUUUA
Molecule: messenger RNA, 969 nt
Organism: Magnolia sinica
Lineage: Eukaryota; Viridiplantae; Streptophyta; Magnoliopsida; Magnoliales; Magnoliaceae
Product: nuclear transcription factor Y subunit B-3-like
Exons: 1
Coding region: 76-753 (225 amino acids)
Biological process (GO): regulation of transcription by RNA polymerase II
Cellular component (GO): nucleus; CCAAT-binding factor complex
Molecular function (GO): protein heterodimerization activity; DNA-binding transcription activator activity, RNA polymerase II-specific; RNA polymerase II cis-regulatory region sequence-specific DNA binding
Source: RefSeq, a predicted model, not a curated record